CGCAGCUCUGGGCAAAUGGCGGCGGCGGUUCCUCCCGGAGCGGCGGGGCCGGGGAUGGCGGCGGGAGGCGGGCCCGGGGCCGCCGUGGUGCCGGCGGCCGGGCCCGGAGCGGCGGCGGGAGGCGGCGGGGCCGCGCUGAAGAGCGGCGAGGAGCGGCUGAAGGAGAUGGAGGCGGAGAUGGCGCUGUUCGAGCAGGAGGUGCUGGGGGCUCCAGGCCCCGCCCCCGGGGACCCCCUGGCCCCGCCCCCCGUCCUGCGGCCAAUCAUCGCCACCAACACCUACCAGCAGGUCCAGCAGUCCCUCGAGGCUCGCGCCGCCGCCGCCGCCACCGUCCCCCCCUUGGGGACACCCCCGGUGCCGUUCGUGGGGCCAGUGUCCCCGCAGCGCCCGCCCAUCCUGCGCCCGGCCUUCGUGCCACACGUCCUGCAGAGACCGGCGGGUCCCCGGGGUCCCCUGGGGCUGCGCCCCCCCCCCGGGGCCAUGGUGGGGGUGGGGCCCCCCCUGGGCGCCCCCCCCGCCCCCCCCCUGCUGCUCGCCCCUCCCCCCCUGCAGAGACCCCCCCCCACCCCCCUGGGGGCGCCGCUGGGGGGCGCCCUGCGAGCGGCCGGACCGGCGGGGGGGGGAGGGGCGCCCGUGCCCCCCCUGCCCCCGGUGGCCCCCGGACCCCGCGUGGCCCCCCCGGGACCCCCCCCGGGCCCCCCAAAACCGACCCCGCCCAUCAUCCAGGCCGCGCCCACCGUCUACCCCACCCCGCCCCGGCGCGCCCCGGAGGAGACCCCGCCCCCCCGGGCCCCGCCCCCCGAGGAGCCCCGGAUUGGUCCGAGCCUCCCGGCCCCGCCCCCCGCCAUGGCCACGCCCCCUCCGGAGCCACGCCCCCUGGCGCCGGCGCCACGCCCCCUGCGCAGGCCACGCCCACAGGACACGCCCUUCCCCGGGCCUGAGGUGGGGGCGGAGCCUGCGGCCGAGGACAAGCGGAAGGGGCGGGGCGAGCGCCCAGUCCCUCCCAGUGCUCCCAGUAUCCCCAUUUCAGGGAAGUACGUGGGCAGCCGCCCCAUCAAGCUGCGCAAGAGCCAAUGGAAGGACCGGAACCUGGAGGUGGUGCGGCGCAAGCAGCGCGAGAAGAAGAAACUGGGCCUGAGAUAGCCCAAACUGGGACAAACUGGGACAAACUGGGACGGACUGGGAGCGAGCGGGACGGCAAUAAAGGAGAAGCGAGGGCUCAGCAA
Molecule: messenger RNA, 1226 nt
Organism: Lonchura striata (white-rumped munia)
Lineage: Eukaryota; Metazoa; Chordata; Aves; Passeriformes; Estrildidae
Source: RefSeq, a predicted model, not a curated record